Messenger RNA from Ichthyophthirius multifiliis, 885 nucleotides. Its product is annotated as membrane protease stomatin prohibitin family protein, putative. Gene Ontology annotation, cellular component: membrane. The transcript has 2 exons. The record is from RefSeq and is a predicted model, not a curated record. NCBI's taxonomy places the organism in Eukaryota, Ciliophora, Oligohymenophorea, Hymenostomatida.
AUGGGAAAUGUAAUAAAUAAAUUUGUUGUAGCAGUGCCUCAUUAAUAAGCUUAUGUAGUAGAAACAUUAGGAAAAUAUAGUAAAACAUUAAAUCCAGGUUUGAGUUUUUUAUUGCCACUCGUCCAAAGAGUAGCAUAUAAACAUUCGUUAAAAGAGCAAGCAUUUUAAGUAACUGCAUAAAAUACAGUAACUCGAGAUAAUGUUAUAGUAUCAAUAGAUGGAGUUCUUUAUUUAAAAAUUGAUGAUCCAAUAAAAUGCUCAUAUGGAGCUUUAGAUCCUUUAAAUUAUGCAUAUAUAUUAGCAUAAAGUACAACAAGAAGUGAAAUAGGAAAUUUAACAUUAGAUUAGACAUUUGAAGAGCGUGAUUUAAUAAACUAAAAAAUUUUAGAAUAAAUAAAAGCUGCGACUGAAGUAUGGGGAGUGACAUGCUUAAGAUAUGAAAUAAAAGAUAUAAUAAUAUCGGAAACUAUUAAAAAAGUUAUGAAUUUAGAAGCUGAAUCAGAAAGGAAAAAAAGAGCUGAUAUAUUGAUUUCUUAAGGUAGAAAAGUUGCAGAAAUUAAUCUUGCUGAAGCUGCAAAAAAAAGGAAGAUUUUAAAUGCUGAGGCAAAAAGUUAAGAAAUUUAACUUUAAGCUAGUGCUAUUGUAUAAAGGAUUAAUUAAUUAAGCUUUGCUAUUGAAAAAGAUUGUGGGUAAAAUGCUGCCGAGUUUAAUUUGGCUUAUAGAUAUAUUGAUACUUUGAAAAGUAUGGGAGGAUAAAAUAAAAAUAUCAUUGUUAAUUAUAAUAUUACUAAUCCUGAAUAGGUUGUUUAGAAAUCUAUGAAUCUUAUUUAAGAUUAAUAAUAAUAGUAAUAGUUGUUAUAAAAUUCAAAAUAAACUUAAAAUUGA